Messenger RNA from Anopheles stephensi (Asian malaria mosquito), 5000 nucleotides. RefSeq names its product cold shock domain-containing protein CG9705-like. The record is from RefSeq and is a predicted model, not a curated record. The transcript has 3 exons. The coding region runs from base 583 to 1044 and encodes 153 amino acids. Gene Ontology annotation, molecular function: mRNA 3'-UTR binding. Gene Ontology annotation, biological process: regulation of mRNA stability. Gene Ontology annotation, cellular component: cytoplasm. NCBI's taxonomy places the organism in Eukaryota, Metazoa, Arthropoda, Insecta, Diptera, Culicidae.
UCCACCAGCGUGCAUCGACGCACGCACGAAGCAUCGCUCAGCAUAGCACUGCGCCACCGUGAUCACGAGCACGCGAAAGCAUAGCGCCGUUUCAGUUGCGUUCGGAAAGUUGUUGAGCUUAGCACGCGUGUAUUGUGGUCCAACGAGUCUGUCUCUUCUGGUGCGUAGUGUUGUAUGGUCGAAGCCGUUUCCUCGCGUAUCAUAGUGUGUGGCAACAUACACAUACGGUGCUGUAUCGGUGUGUUAAUCAGGUGGUCACCAUCUUGCAUUGUUUUCAGAAGCGUAGCGCAUCAAAGCAACCCGCAUUUUCAGUGCCGAAGGUUGGUGCUCCAUUUGUUCCUAGCGGUCGCGCUUGGUUUUUGUGGUGAAAAGUUAUAUCGAAAGCUUGCAACAUCAUUGUGCGUUUGUGUGUGUGUCUGAAGAGUGCAACCAUAUUCGUAUAAGUCUUCGUGCCCACAAAGGAGGCUGCUGCAGCAGUUGACGCCACAGAAAGGCUAGACGAAGAAAGCGCAUCCAAUUCCGGACGGGAGCAUAGUAACGCAGCAGGAACGCAUCCAUCCAUUCCGGCCAACAGUAUCCAUCAUGUCCAGCAGUAUUCAGAUUACGGCCGACGACAAACCGGCAACCGGCUUGAUCACACCGACCAAGACACCGGCACCGCCGGUGUCCAGCAUUCCCUCCAGCCCGUCGCAUCUGCAGCUGCCGUCGCCGAUUAUAACACGCCGCACCAGAACCGCUUCAACAUCUGACCGUGCGAUGCGUAACCCGAUCGAGGAGGGCAAGGUGAAGUCGUUCAGCAGAAGCAAAGGCCACGGUUUCAUCACGCCGAAUGCCGGCGGUGACGACAUCUUUGUGCACAUUUCCGACAUCGAGGGUGAGUACGUGCCGCUGCCCGGGGACGAGGUUAGCUAUCGGCUCUGCUCGAUACCGCCCAAGUACGAGAAGGUGCAGGCCAUCCACGUGCAGAUAACGCACCUAACGCCGGAAAAGCAUUCGCGCUGGGAAACGUGCAUGAGCCACGACGAUGGCCAUCGGCUCCAUUAGGGUCGGUGGAACGAGCCGGCGCCGGAUCAGCUUCAUCAGCAGCAACAGCACCAGUAUGCGGCUGCCGCGAAAGGGAAGCACGAUUCACGCCGGUGGCCCGAUAUAUCGUUCGAUUUUGCGUAGGAUGAUGAUGAGUGCAAGCGCGUCAACAGCAGCAGAGUAGUGUCGACAGAGGAAGGACAGGCGAUCGCAAGAGUGCAGCAGGGUACGGAAAACCCGGAGUGGAGACUUUAUUAACCGUCGGUAAUAUGUUCAGUAUUUUUGUUUAUUAGAUAGAGGGUGAACAGCGAUCAAUGCGGGUGAAGAUCAUUGGGAAAGAGGUGAUCGGCCUUGUUCCUCUGUUUAGUUUCAGCGUGCACGCAAGUGCUUCAUUUAAAUGCACAAACACGGAUAAAUAAUCGAUUAUCAGCUUCGAGCGGUGCUGCAGGUCUGGGUUUGGCGCAAUUGGCAAAAAUAACAUCCCCAAUAGCGAAGCGAGAGUAAAAAAAAGUAGGAGGCAAAAUAGGGAGGAGUUGCAAGACUAUCUUAAAGCGAGAUUUUGCUGACCCAACUUAAGCACUGGCGAGCGAGAUGCGAAACUGCUAGGAUGGGAGACGGGGCAGGAAACGGUUUUAAUUAAUAUGUGAAAACGUUGACCCACAAAUGGUGUGCACACAAGCCGUGGUUGGACAAAGCAAAGCCAGAAGAGAUAGAUUAGCCGCAAGGAAUAAACCGUUGCAGCAGCUGUGGUGCGCAGCCAGCCUGUGUGUCAGCGUGCAGCAAAAGCAGACCCAUAAAAUUGUAUCCUUCGCUCGUGUGCUGGUGUGCUCUAAUUUGUCCUAACCCUCCACCGUGGAACAAUGAAUCUGGGGAGAGGAGCGUUCCAUGGUGGUGGGGAUGCUAAAGGGAAAAAAACUUUGCCACCGGCCAGAAACACAGGGACGUGCCACAACUACUCGAAUGCCCCUGGCUUAGUAGCUCGCUUCUUAUCGCCUAAUUGCUAUCGUUUUUAGUUCCAUCGUUUUUUCGUUUUGCUCUCCCCAUCACACGCGUUUCGGUGCUGAAGAAGCUGAAGAAAGCAAGACAGAAUGAUACAUAAAUUCAGGUCGCUGUCGCCAUCGUCAACGUGGGGUGGCAAAUAAAGCGAAGCACCACACAUACAUCCCUUUUACGAUUAGAGAAAUAAGCUCUUCCUGCCGAGUUGUUGGUGGGCGCUUUGUAUUAAAUCUUGGGUGGCUGACGGUAUCCGAAUCUAUUGUACAACGAAAAUUAGAGCGGAAGCAACGGGAAGCAUAGAAGCGUUAAUACGCAUACAAAGAGGAGAGCUGGUGCAAAAAGUGAUGAGGCUAAUUGACAUUAAUUCAAUUUGCAAUCAGGACGAUGAUAAUAGAAGCGCGCGCUCUUAAUUGUGCUUAAAUCUUUCAACGAGUGGGAAACGCAUUGCAAAAAAUUCGGAACAAUGGAACGAUGCAGGUUCAACGGGCAAGCUUCUAAACUGCAAAGCCAUCCCAAAGCAGCGGAAAAGCGGUGGAAAACCAUUUGAAUACAUUUUGUAAGAAUUUAGAGCGAGCGAAACAUGUACCGGGGGGGCAACAUAUAACGCUAGAUUUGUAACAGAUUUAAUGAACUAAAGAAAAGGUUAAUCGAGAAAACAAAAACAGGAAAAAGGCGCACAUAGAUGCAAAACAGAAAGCAAAAAUUUGCCAAGCGAUGCGUGUGUGUGUGUGUGCCUGUACAUCUUUUUUGGAGUAAUUUUUCCCGUGUGUUCUCCGGGUUAGCAAAACAACAACAAAAACACGUGCUCGAUGCGGUUCCGUAACGGCUUUGACAGAAGAAAAAACCGCCUGAAAGUAUGCAAUCGGCAGUUGUCCGUUCAAACUAAAGCCCGGUAUGUUGUGUGUGUGUGUUGCUUUAGGGUUAGAAACAGAAAUGCAAGCUCAUCCAUCCAUCAACGGAAAGAUUAAUAUUUAGAGGGAGACAGAGAGAGGGAGAGAAAAACUACGUAAAAAACAACAGCAGGUAAAAAAAACAGGAAAACAACGGCCACUAAACAAAGGGCAAGAUUUAAAAUUUAUACCCCAUCUCAAGCGUACAUAAUCACCUCUUUGGGGCAUUUUUGCGCGUGCAAAGGAAGCGGAUUAUUAAUCGGAUUAUCCGCGGAUGAGUGAUUAUUCCGCUCGCGGUUAAUAAAAGCCAUAACCACCACAGCAAAUCUUACUCAAUAAUCAGGCGACGCACACAAUGUUUGAGGGCUGGCGACAAAACAAGCACAAGGCACAAGCUGUUAAGAAUUUAUACGUUUACCUCAUCGAUAGCAAAAAGGGGAAGCUGCUAGGAAUUUGGACAAGAAAUCCGUUAUUAUAAAACAAACAAACAAAAAACCCCUCCCUAUAUAAGAAAUCAUACCAAGCCAGCACGCAACGCUCCAUGCCAGUGAUUGCAACAGCAAAAUAAAAACAAACAUAACGAAGGAAAGUAAAUACCUUACACCUUACCAGUACAUAUAUACCUAUAUACAUAUACAAGCAUCCUUAAACUAUAGGAGUAAACUGCCGUAAUGCGCCUCACACGUCCACUGUUUCACCUGCCCCAGAUCAGGCAUAUAAAUGUAGUGCCAUUUUUAAAUGGAAAGACCACGCUGUUUGGCACGUUAUCCGUACCUUAUCCCGUAUUGGAGUAUUGCCUCCAAAAAACUGCUUCUACUCUCCACCCGGUCGUUAUUUUUUUGUUUAAGGAUUGCAUACCGAUGUGGACCAACGAAAUGAAACGCGGCAAAACAGCAGCUUAGGCGCGAUGGCGCCAGGGGCAAAAAAAUACAAGACCAAUUCUAAUUACAUUAGAGCGAGCUGAGUUUGGAAUAGAAAAAUCCCUUCACGAGACCCCACGCACAGCAUCCGUUGCGAUUCAUCCUUGUUUUUUUUCGGGAGGCAUGAAUUGAAUUUUAUCUACGAAAUUCGAUAACUUUUCCUUACGCGUGUUCCCCCCAAGCUUCAGGAGCAAAUCAGCUCGACACGAGAAUUGUCUGAAGUAAGCAAAUGAAAUAAUGUUAUAAUCCUUCCCCUUCCUGGUGGGUCCUUUUCGCACACACACACAAACUUUAUUUUAUGUCUUGCACGUUGUAGAAGAAUUCACAAGAACGGCAGGUUGUUCUUCGUGUGGAAAAUUUGAUCUGGGUAAUUAUAUUUUCCGGAAAUGAUAGCAAAAAACGCACGCACACGCUGAGGAAUCGAUUUCCCUCUAGGGGGUCACCCGCCUUUCUGUCGGUGUGUGUGUGGUACCGUUGAAGGUGUUAACUCUAUCUUGGAAAAUAAGACUUUUUCUAACUUUUUUUGUUUUCUCUCUCCUUUUGCUAGAUUGGAAACGAUCGUGCUCGUUCGAUCUUAGGGAUGUCCUUUAUGGAUUUUUUUGCUUCCGUUUUCGGUUAAUUUUCUUUCGUGAGGUCCGAUGCACGGAAAUAAAGGGUGGAAAAGGGAUUUUUUUCUCGGUUAAGUUUCCCCAAACCUUCCAAUCAUAUAUCUGGGCCAAACAGCAGCAAUCGAACAAGGGGGAAAGAAAGAACACAGAAGCACCCCUAAGGAAACCCAAAAUGAAUGUUUGCUGUUAUACUCUAUAGUAGUGUUUUGCAUUAGAUGUACUGAAUGCUGGAAACCUUACCCCAACCCAAAAGCCCCUCGUGUUUGUACCAUUUUGUAAGUUUCGUCGUAAGCAAAGACUGCGUAAAUUGCGUGCGAAAAAAAAGAGAGAAAGAGAUGGGGAAGGAUAUGGCAAAUAAGGAGAGAAAUGGGACCGUUACUGUGUGUGUGUGUGUGUGGGAUAGUAAAAACAAAUAAUUGGGGGGAAAAAACCUACUUGGAACCACAGGAAAAGGGAGUAAGAAUACGCGCUCCAAACAUACAUAAGGCGCGCAUGAAUGAUAUGGGUUUCAAUAAACGUGCGCUGAACGGUACGGCCAAGGAUGAUUCGUUAAAUGUUUUAAA